Molecule: messenger RNA, 694 nt
Organism: Rhipicephalus microplus (southern cattle tick)
Lineage: Eukaryota; Metazoa; Arthropoda; Arachnida; Ixodida; Ixodidae
Product: DNA polymerase theta-like
Molecular function (GO): nucleic acid binding; ATP binding
Source: RefSeq, a predicted model, not a curated record
AGCGAUGUGCCGACAGACUUUUGGAGCGUGCCCGUGUCACAAACGAGGUGUGCACGUUGCUGGGUAGGAGGCGCCCCCUGGCAGACUUGCACAGUGGCAGCAACAGGGAUAGGGCCAAGGCCGAGCGUCAAGUGCUGAGCACGGCUGUGCAGGGCUCAGCCGCAGACCUGCUCCGAAGAGCACUCAUCUCACUUGAUGAUGCCCUCGCACAACGCUUUCCCGACUCAAAGGGUCUGCUACCAGAGGGGCCACCUUUGCAUGGUGUCCUUGGUCCUUCAAAUGCACGACGAGCUUUUGCUCGAGGUGUGUGAAGCCGAUCUCAACACUGUGUCCGGCAUGGUGCGCAAGUCCAUGGAGGAGGCGGCCGAGCUUUCCGUUCCUCUCGUGGUGCGGCUUCGUGCUGGGCCCAACUGGGCUCAUCUCGAUGACUGGAGUGAGGUCCACGACCAUUGGCAGAUCAGACUGGCUUGUUCAAAUUAUUGCUGCUUGUGGCCUCUAGAACACUGACGUUGCUACAAUUGCUGUCAGGCAGCACAUGGCCAAUGCUGUUCUUCAAAUUGUGUGACUAGUUUAUUUAAUUUUGCUCCCCAAUGUCCGUGUUGGCUGUGUAUACCGUGACGUGAAGCAUUCAUUGGUGAACCAAUCCUCGCAAUCCAUAGACAUAUUUUAUCUUUAUUGCGUACUGCAAAAAAAA